Messenger RNA from Haliotis rubra (blacklip abalone), 1254 nucleotides. RefSeq names its product extensin-like. The transcript is spliced from 13 exons. Lineage: Eukaryota; Metazoa; Mollusca; Gastropoda; Lepetellida; Haliotidae. Bases 1 to 1254 code for a protein of 417 amino acids. The record is from RefSeq and is a predicted model, not a curated record.
AUGGUUCUCAUGGAGUUUCUCGCAUAUUACGACCAGAAACGUAAGACGAUAGGAUACUUGAUGAACCAAAGACUGUGCAACCUGGAAGUGACAUCCCAGAUGACAGACCCCCAGGUGACACACCCUCCCCCAGAUGACAGACCCCAUAAGAUUGACAGACCCCCAGGUGCCACACCCUCCCCAGAUGAGAGAGACCCCCAGGUGACACACCCUCCCCCAGAUGACAGACGCCUCCAGAUGACACACCCUCCUGAUGACAGACCCCCAGGUGACACACCUCCCCAGAUUGACAGACCCCCAGGUGACACACCCUCCCCAGAUGAGACACCCCCAGGUAAUACAUCCUGCCCCCAGGUGGCAGACACCCCCAACCCCCAACCCCUUUCAGAUGACCAUGUGUCCUUCACCCAGGUGACCAUGUCCCUUCACCCAGGGAAUACAUCCUGUCCCCAGGUGGCAGACACCCCCAACCCCUUUCAGAUGACCAUGUCCCUUCUCCCAGAUGACCAUGUCGAUUCACCAGGGAAUACAUCCUGCCCUCAGGUGACAGACACCCCUCCUGAGUCCCCCACUGCCCUUUCAGGUGGCCAUGUCCCUUCACCCAGGGAAUACAUCCUGUCCCCAGGUGGCAGACACCCCCAACCCCUUUCAGAUGACCAUGUCCCUUCUCCCAGGUUGCAGACAUUCCCCCAACCCCCACUGCCCUUUCAGAUGACCAUGUCCCUUCACCCAGGUGACAGACGCUCCCCCAGUCCCCCCACUGCCCUUUCAUAUGGCGAUGUAGAUUCAUCCAGGUCACCAACACCCCUCUCUAAUCCCCCACUGUCCUUUCAGAUGACCAUCCAGAUGGCCCUGUAUAUUCACCCAGGUGGCGAUGUAGAUUCACCCAGGUAUUACAUCCUGCCACCAGGCGGCAGACACCCCCAUCCCCCCAAUCCUCUUUCAGAUGACCAUGUACAUUCACCCAGGGAAAACAUCCUGACCCCAGGUGACAGACGUCCCCCAGUCCCCCACUGCCCUUUCAGGUGGCGAUGUAGAUUCAUCCAGGUGACAGUGCAGAUUCACUCAGGUGAAACAUCUACCCCCAAGAUGACAGAUCCCGCUCCCUCUUCAGGUAACACAUCUACCCCCAAGAUGACCGAUCCCUUUCUCCUUUUAGGUGACACAUCUACCCCGAAGAUGGGAGAUCCCCCUCCCCGUUCAGGUUACUCAUCUACCCCCAAGAUGAGAGAUCCCCCCUCCUCCUUCAGGUGA